AUGGCCACACCCGAAGAAAAAGCUCGCGACGCUGGCCCUCCUAAGGUCCUUUGCGUUGGCAUGCUGCGUACAGGCACAAGCAGCCUCGCAGCGGCCCUUUCUGAGAUUGGCUUCAAACACGUAUUCCACGGCCUGGAUUCCCGAACCAAGCCAUCGCAUUGGGUCUUCUUUGAACAAGCCGCUAUCGCAGCCUGGCCUGAAGUCAACGCAAAGGGCCAGUCGCCACCGCCCAAGCCGUUCAUCCGGAAAGACUGGGACGAGCUUUUUGGCGUGUACGAUGCGGUCACCGACCUGUCGUGCUUUUGGGCUCUGCAGCUGGCUGACGCAUACCCAGACGCCAAGAUCAUCCUCACCGAGCGCGACUUUGACAAGUGGUUUCCGAGUUUCGACAGCGAGGUGCUGCAGCCGCUCUUCGGACCUUGGGUCGACUUCUUCCUCAAGGGCGUGGGCAUCAUCAUCGGCAAUCGGGCGGGUUUCGCUAUGCAGAAAACAAUAAGUGGUUUCUUUGGUGGUGCGCGCACCCUGGAGGAACUCCGCAACCGAGCACCCGAUGUUUAUCGUCAGCAUUCGGAGCGCGUCAAGGCCCAUGUGGCGCCGGAGAGGCUCCUAGUGUAUCGCGUCGGUCGGGACGGAUGGGACCCGCUGUGCGAGUUCCUUGGAACAGAGAUACCUCAAGGAAAGGAGUUUCCGCGCGUCAACGACCGAGACUCGCAUCGUCAGGGUGACAAGGAGAUUCGGAAAGCAGUGUGGAUCGAGGCGAUUCGUUCCGUUGCCCCGUACGCCAUUGCUAUGGCAGCUGUCUGGGUGGGGUGGUUUCAUUGGAGAUAG
Molecule: messenger RNA, 828 nt
Organism: Diaporthe amygdali
Lineage: Eukaryota; Fungi; Ascomycota; Sordariomycetes; Diaporthales; Diaporthaceae
Exons: 1
Coding region: 1-828 (275 amino acids)
Source: RefSeq, a predicted model, not a curated record